AAGAAAAAGCGGAAGAAGGAAGCAACGCACAGUGUAGGCUGGGACUGCACUGCAAUGCAACAUCUGAUGGACGUUUUGAUUCUCGCGGCCUCCUUCACGUUCUUCUGCUGAGUAAAAAAGCAAUCUCACGGAAGAGAAGAGAGAGAGAGAGAGAAAGCAAAAGGGGAAAGAGAUAUACCAAAAGAAGGAAGAGGAGAGAGAAAUCCAAACAUAAAAAAAGAUUGGUUUGGUGUUGUUGCCUUCGUCUAGUCUCAUUCCUAGCACCAACCUUUCUUUCAUCUCAACUCAACCUUCCUUUUCAAAUACCAUGCUCUUCUCUCCCUCCUCUUCCACUCCCCCGCUCAUGGCUCUGCACUUCCUCUCUCUCCUCUUUUUCCUCUCUCUCUCCUCUGCUUCUCAGCCUCGCAAUCCCGAAGUGGUGGCUUUGAUGAACAUAAAAGCAGCUCUCAAUGAUCCUCACGGCGUCUUGAAUAACUGGGAUGAAUACUCCGUCGACGCUUGCAGUUGGGCCAUGAUCACUUGCUCUUCCGAUGACCUUGUCAUAGGCUUUGGAGCGCCUAGCCAAUCUCUCUCCGGCACUUUCUCUCCGGCAAUCGGAAAUCUAACAAAUCUUCGACAAGUAUUGCUGCAGAAUAACAAUAUCUCAGGCAAUAUACCACCGGAACUUGGAGCGCUUCCCAAGCUUCAGACAUUAGACCUUUCCAAUAACCGAUUCUCAGGGGUGAUUCCUGCAUCUCUUAGUCAAUUGAAUAGUCUCCAGUACCUGAGGCUCAACAACAAUAAUUUGUCCGGAUCCUUUCCCGAGUCACUGGCAAAAACCCCACAGCUUGCUUUCUUGGACCUGUCUUAUAACAAUCUCAGUGGACCAUUACCUAAGUUCCCAGCCAGGUCAUUCAAUAUUGUGGGCAACCCAUUAGUUUGUGGGAGCAGCACUACUGAAGGUUGCUCUGGGUCAGCGACCCUAAUACCAAUUUCCUUCUCGCAAGUGUCAUCAGAAGGAAAACACAAAUCCAAAAAACUAGCAAUAGCACUUGGGAUCAGUCUUAGUUGUGCUUCUGUCAUCCUCCUGCUUGUUGGGCUAUUUUGGUAUAGAAAGAAACGACAGCUGGGAGCCAUCCUGUAUAUCAGUGAUUACAAGGAAGAAGGAGUUCUUAGCUUGGGAAAUCUAAAGAAUUUCACUUUCAGAGAGCUUCAACAUGCAACGGAUAAUUUCAGCUCCAAGAAUAUACUUGGUGCUGGAGGCUUUGGCAAUGUCUAUAGGGGGAAGUUUGGAGAUGGCACGAUGGUGGCGGUGAAAAGGUUGAAAGAUGUUAAUGGCAGUGCUGGCGAAUCACAGUUCCAAACAGAGUUGGAGAUGAUCAGCUUGGCAGUUCAUCGCAAUUUACUUCGCUUAAUUGGCUAUUGUGCUACUCCUAAUGAAAAACUUUUGGUUUACCCUUAUAUGUCUAAUGGCAGUGUGGCCUCCAGGCUUAGAGGCAAACCAGCUUUAGAUUGGAACACUAGAAAGAGGAUUGCAAUUGGAGCUGCCAGAGGCCUUCUGUAUUUGCACGAGCAAUGUGAUCCAAAGAUAAUACACAGAGACGUGAAGGCCGCCAAUGUGCUUCUGGAUGACUAUUGUGAGGCUGUUGUUGGAGAUUUUGGCCUUGCAAAGCUCCUUGACCACGCUGAUUCCCAUGUCACCACUGCUGUCCGUGGCACUGUUGGGCACAUUGCACCUGAGUACCUCUCCACCGGCCAAUCAUCUGAGAAAACAGAUGUAUUUGGGUUUGGCAUUCUCUUGUUAGAGCUCAUAACCGGAAUGACAGCACUCGAGUUUGGGAAAACGGUGAAUCAAAAAGGUGCUAUGCUAGAGUGGGUUAGGAAAAUACUACAUGAAAAGAAGGUUGCAGUGUUGGUGGACAAAGAGCUAGGAAACAAUUAUGAUAGAAUAGAGGUGGGGGAGAUGCUGCAAGUUGCUUUACUGUGUACUCAAUAUUUGACAGCCCACCGCCCUAAAAUGUCUGAAGUGGUUCGAAUGCUAGAAGGUGACGGGCUUGCUGAGAAGUGGGCAUCAUCACAUAAUUACGGUAAUCACGACAUGAACCCCAGCCACAGCAACAAUAGUUGCAAUAGUUCAUCCCUCCCUAUCUCUGCUUCCAAACAUGAUGAUGAUGUUCAUGACCGUUCCAGCAUGUUUGGCAUGACAGUGGAUGAUGAUGAUGAACAGUCUUUGGAAUCCUAUGCCAUGGAACUCUCUGGUCCUAGAUAAACAAUAAAUGGGGAAAGGAAAACAGGAAGAAGAUAGAAAAGGAGACAAAAGGAGUUAUAUUGGUCAUGAAUCUUAAAUUAGUUAGUUUUGGUUAUUCUAGGAUAAUAUAAUUAAAUCAAAUGUAUAUAUAUUCCAAAAAGUUUUGUCAUAUUGGGUCUGUGUUGUAAAUAAAGAGGUUAGUACCAGUGCAGUUGUACUCGUGUUCCUGUGUAUUUGGGUGCAAAAUAUAUUUAUAAUGGUGGAAAAUGUGGUAGGUGGGUGCGCAAUACGCACAUUAGACUUUUUAUAGGGUUGGACAGGGAACAUCAUCAGAUUCUUUGCUGUGGAGUGUGAAGCAGCAGAGACAAGAGGGUGUGUUCCGCAGAAUGAUAUUUGACUGAAGAUGAAGAUGGGCAUGCAUAUCUCGUAGAGUCCUCUCACAUGUCUUGUUCAUGUAUGUUCAAACUUAGAAGUAUGAGUGUGUGAUGGUCACAGUCCGAGCUUUUGAGCUGUUAGAGGUCAUUGUCAAUCUGAUGCUUUGCAGGGUCACGCUUGCUCUUUUUCUCCAUUUAGUGUCUUUUCGUGUGUUCUUUUUUACCUUUCUGUCUGUCUUUGCUACUCCUAUAGUAUAGUGUUGGAAAUUUUCCUUUUUCUCCC
Messenger RNA from Vigna unguiculata (cowpea), 2884 nucleotides. RefSeq names its product protein CLAVATA3 INSENSITIVE RECEPTOR KINASE 2-like. Gene Ontology annotation, molecular function: ATP binding; protein binding; protein kinase activity. The record is from RefSeq and is a predicted model, not a curated record. NCBI's taxonomy places the organism in Eukaryota, Viridiplantae, Streptophyta, Magnoliopsida, Fabales, Fabaceae. Gene Ontology annotation, biological process: protein phosphorylation.